Arachis duranensis is the source of this 411-nucleotide messenger RNA. RefSeq names its product cytochrome P450 94C1-like. The coding region runs from base 1 to 411 and encodes 136 amino acids. The transcript has 2 exons. The record is from RefSeq and is a predicted model, not a curated record. NCBI's taxonomy places the organism in Eukaryota, Viridiplantae, Streptophyta, Magnoliopsida, Fabales, Fabaceae. Gene Ontology annotation, molecular function: heme binding; iron ion binding; oxidoreductase activity, acting on paired donors, with incorporation or reduction of molecular oxygen.
AUGAGAAGAUUCUCUUUCGACAUCAUAUACAAAUUCUCAUUUGAAAUGGACCCUGAGUGCUUCAUUCCUUCUUUCCUGGAGUCCAAGUUGGCAAACAGUUUUGAUCUUGCAUCCAAGCUAUCAGUACAACGAGCAAUGUCGCCGUUGCCGCUCAUAUGGAAACUGAAGCAAUUACUAAACAUUGGUUCGGAGAAGAAGCUGAAGGAAGCGAUCAGAUUGGUGGACAAUGUGGUCAUGGAGAUGAUAAGGCAAAGGAGGAGGGAGAUGGCGGCGACGACGAUGGGUCUUAACAAAUCAGACUUGCUGUCUAGAUUCAUGGGAUCUAUCGAAGACGACAAUUAUAGUGUUAUACUGUUAGUGUUAUGCGAGAUACGAUGGAAAUUGGAGGAAAACAAUGUUGUUUCCGAAUAG